Molecule: messenger RNA, 2601 nt
Organism: Diospyros lotus (date-plum)
Lineage: Eukaryota; Viridiplantae; Streptophyta; Magnoliopsida; Ericales; Ebenaceae
Product: pentatricopeptide repeat-containing protein At1g26900, mitochondrial
Exons: 1
Coding region: 317-2077 (586 amino acids)
Biological process (GO): RNA modification
Molecular function (GO): protein binding; RNA binding
Source: RefSeq, a predicted model, not a curated record
UUUAGCACCCAAAAUAGCAACUCCUUUGAAGAUGCUGAAUGGGGGAUGCAUUUACAACAGUCCGGUUGCGGCUCCUCUUCCGCUGCCGGAGCACCGACCGGCGUCGAUAAGGAGGAGGUUCGAGCCGACCAUUCGAGGAUUAGAAUCGGCAAAUUGUUUUGUUCGUGUAACUAAUUAACCGGGCAAUUUCUUGGUUGCCUUGUAGUUUAUAUCUGAUAUGGUUAUGACUAGUGUCUGAUAUGAGCUGAAUAAUCUGUCGAAUAUAUGCCAUAAAUUGAGAAGCUCGCUUAGAUUUUGAGUCUGGAGCUGAUGAGUGAUGGUUAUAGGCCUUGGAUUGAAAUUCAAGUCCUGGCCGUCCAGAAUACUAUACCCAAAGCACUACCAUUCUCUUCUUUCAGCAGAUCGGAAUCUCAUUUCUCUACUGAAAUCUUGCAAACAAGCCUCUGAAACCUCUCAAAUCCAUGGCUUACUGGUAAAGUCAGGCCUGGACUUGGUGCCUUUCACAUUGAGCAAGCUUCUUGCAUCCUCUGUACUGGUGAGCAUAGACCAUGCAGCUUCAAUCUUCAAGCACAUUCAAAACCCUAGUCUUUUCAUGUUCAAUACCAUGCUCAGGGGUUAUUCAAUUUGCGAUGAUCCAGAAAAAGCUUUUUUGCUGUACAAUUACAUGAGGGCUCAAAACAUUUUGUUAGAUCAGUUCUCUUUUGUAUCAACCCUCAAAUCUUGUUCUAGGUUGUGUGCUACUUGGAAGGGUCAGGGGAUUCAUUCAGUUGUUGUAAGAUCUGGGCAUGAUCUGUUUGUCAAUGUAAAUAAUGCUUUAUUGCACUUCUAUUGUGUUUGUGGGGAAAUUGGAGAUACCCGUCAGAUGUUUGAUGAAUUUCCCCAAAGAGAUUUGGUUUCUUGGAAUACUCUAAUGGGUGGAUAUCUUCAUGCAUCUCAACCCUCUGUGGUUAUAGAUUUGUUCAGGCAGUUGCAUAGGGACACCAUGAGAAUUGGUGCCUGUACGAUCUUGAGUGCUUUAUCGGCUGUUGGUCAUGUGGGGAAUAUUCUGGGAGGAGAAUCUUUUCAUGGCUAUUGCAUCAAGACUGGAUUUUGCUUGGAUUUGAACGUGGCUACUGCGAUGAUUGCAAUGUAUGGAAAAAUUGGUCUUAUUGAUUCAGGAAGAAGAAUUUUCAAUGAAGUUCCUGCGAAGGAUAUUGUCUUGUGGAACUGUUUAAUCGAUGGGUAUGCUAAAAGUGGCUUAUUAGAAGAAUCACUAGCUUUACUACAAACAUUGAAACUUGAACAACUGAAACCAAAUUCAUCUACAUUGGCUGGUUUGCUUUCAGCCUGUGCUGCCUCUGGAGCUCUGGCUGUAGGGCAAUCCAUACAUAACUACGUGGAUGUGGAACAACCCGGGUUAGAUGCAGUUCUUGGCACCGCUCUGGUAGAUAUGUACUGCAAAUCUGGCAUGCUGGAUAAGGCCAUCGAGGUAUUUGACAGAAUUGAGAGCAAAGACGUAAAAUCUUGGACAGCCAUGAUCUCGGGUUUUGGGAUGCAUGGACAAGCCAAAAAUGCCAUUGCAUUCUUUCAGAGGAUGAAGGAGGAAGGUCAUAGACCCAAUGAAGUCACUUUCUUGGCAGUUUUGAGUGCUUGUAGCCAUGCUGGGCUGGUGAAAGAAGGGAUGAGCUGUUUUGAGAGCAUGGUUCAAGAUUAUGGCUUUACACCUAAGGCUGAACACUAUGGAUGUAUUGUUGAUCUCUUGGGUCGUGCCGGGUUGCUGGAGGAAGCAUAUAAACUGAUUGAGGGUUUGACCAUUGAAGCCGAUGCUACUGCAUGGCGUACAUUGCUUGCAGCGUGCAGAGUGCACGGCAAUGUUUCUUUGGGGAAGCAUGUGAAGAAACUGUUAGAGAAUAUAUUUGAAGAACAUCCGGCUGAUUCAAUCGUUCUCUUGAGUACUUGUGCUAUUGCGGGGAGGCUUCCUGACAACGUAAGCAUGCAGGAGAUAAAGGAAGGAAGAAUAGGGAAAAGUUCUGAGUCCAUGCUGAUUGAAUUGAAGGAAGCUGGAUGUAGCAGCAUUGAGGUGGAGAAUCAAAGGUGAUAGCAGAGUUGGGAAGGAGUAAGGCCUCAAGUGUGUUCAGCUCAUGAAACGCCAGUAACUUCAAAGAUCAUCAGUCUUUUGGCUUGUUAACCAGUUUUCAGGAGAUGAUCUUAAAAACAGCGAUGCAAAACAACUGGUUCAAAAGCCGCUGUCACUAGUAGGCAUCAAUGUUGCCGGAGGACUAAUUGCCGAACAUGGCAUGGGCAUCGCAGAACAGGAGUUAAAUCAGAUGCUGAAAACACAAGGAAGAAAGGCAGUUCAGUUUUGCUCCCAGAGAUCGUGUCUACAAAUGCAAGAUGUGCCUGUGCCUGGAAGAAGGGCACAAUAUAGUUAAAGGACAUUGCCCAAGUAGAAACAGGGACCCCAUUGAACAAUAGCUCCAAAGCCUGAUCAUAUGUCAUCAUCUUUUUGUUCAGAUGUAUGGCUCAAAACUGGGUUAGAAUUGCGAUUGUUUCUUGGUGAUGUAAUGUGUCCUUAUGCAUCAUUCUAGUAUGGGAAAUAGAGUUGAAUUUAUUGUGAGUUCA